AGUAGUAUAUUCUUUGGUCGAUACAAUUACGAAAGGCACAUCUAGAAAUCGAAAUUAACUGUUAAAUAAUAUAAAUCAAUGUGAUAUUACACACUUGGUUUAAAAAUAAUAUAAAAAUUAUACUCUUGUACUUAUCUAAGCAACUUAAGAUUCUCGUUUUCGUGUUUUAAACUUUUCGGUUUCUACAGGCGGCCAUUAUGAUUUUGCAUUGCUAGAAUAGUUUAUAACUUUCUACAUCUCGUGUAGUUUACUCGGAGUUUAUUUAUUAAUAUAAAUAAUAUAUAUUUUUAAGAUGUCUAGUUUAAGAACAAGUUAUACCCAGUUUUCGAUUAUGGUAGAGUUCAUGGAGAAAAACGGGGAUUUAUCGAAGUGUCAAAAUUCACCAAGUGGACGACUGUGGACAAUGAAAAAGUGGCAAGAGUUAACAGAUAUGCUCAAUAGUCAAGGUACUCGAGAAGCUCGUAGUGAAGAAAAAUGGCGAAAAGUCUGGAGUGACUUUAAAAAUAAUACUAAAAGAAAAUUAGCUAAAAUAACUCACUCUUUACAAGGCAGGGGUGGUAGACCGACCACAAGCAAAUGUCUCACGGAACUAGAGCAAAGAGCUCUUGCAAUUACUGGUAUCCUAACAACUAUUGGCCCAGCAACUGAAAGUUUUGGCAGUGGGGAAUGCACUAUAGAAGUGGAAGAAAAGAAUAUUAAUCCUACUUUUGAGAACCUAAUACUAGUUCCAACUACAACAGCCCUCGUUACAGAUGGUGCAGAUUGGAAUAAUUCUGAGUCCAGUAAAGAUAAAGAUGAAGAAUCAAUACUACCAAUGUCCACCAUGUCACCUCUAAGAAUCAAAACUUCUCCAAAAUCAUCUCCUCCUGACUCUCCUCAACCAUACCUUCAACAAAAAAGAAAGAUGGAUGACAGAGAUGAUGAUGAAGAUGAAUAUUUAGCUAGACGUGCAUCUUCACCAAAGGAGGAAACCAGAGAGAGAGAUAGGAUGUAUGUUGAGUUAGAGAAAGAGAAGUUGUAUGCAGAGUUGGAAAAAGAAAGAAUUCGUCAGAGGGAUGUUGAGCUUCGACAACGUGAUACUGCAUUACAAUUGCAAGCUCAGUGGUUGGAGUUAGCAAGAUCAGGCUUGAAUAUUUUAGAUAAAUAUUUGAAUGACAAGAAAUAAAUGUGAGAGAAUUAAUGGUUAGAAACAAAUGUGAAAUAAAAUGUCUGGGAAAUGACAUGAAAAAGCUAUGCCUUUUAUGAUAAAGAGUGAUAUCAACUGCCACCACCUUUGAAAGUGCUAGCAGCUUUGUUAUAGACAUACAUCCUGCGUAGAGAGGUCUUCCACACAUUGAAAAGAGAGUUUUCGUUUUUCUGCAUAGAUGUAUGAAGAAAAUAUUAGAUUAGACUUAAUUAUUUUUGUAAAUACAUGGAGCUAAUUCAAACCUAAAAUAAACUGGUUUUAAAGA
Pieris napi is the source of this 1451-nucleotide messenger RNA. RefSeq lists its product as uncharacterized. The transcript has 5 exons. NCBI's taxonomy places the organism in Eukaryota, Metazoa, Arthropoda, Insecta, Lepidoptera, Pieridae. Bases 293 to 1165 code for a protein of 290 amino acids. The record is from RefSeq and is a predicted model, not a curated record.